Messenger RNA from Micropterus dolomieu (smallmouth bass), 2287 nucleotides. Its product is annotated as ranBP-type and C3HC4-type zinc finger-containing protein 1-like. Gene Ontology annotation, cellular component: LUBAC complex. Gene Ontology annotation, molecular function: ubiquitin-protein transferase activity; ubiquitin binding. Gene Ontology annotation, biological process: protein linear polyubiquitination; proteasome-mediated ubiquitin-dependent protein catabolic process; positive regulation of canonical NF-kappaB signal transduction. The record is from RefSeq and is a predicted model, not a curated record. Lineage: Eukaryota; Metazoa; Chordata; Actinopteri; Centrarchiformes; Centrarchidae. The transcript is spliced from 9 exons. The coding region runs from base 230 to 1540 and encodes 436 amino acids.
AGAUGUACUCCUCUACUUCCUGUUUUGUUUUUCUUUCGCUCCAUGUCUGCUCGGGUCGGGUCGAUAUGGAACAAUUUGCGAGUCGAGGAGACAUCCACAGCCUGCCCGUGAAGAAACGCGGUCUUGUCAAACACUGUUGGACCUUAUAAACCAAACAGAAGCAGCGGGCAGCAGUAACACCUGCCGCGGGACUUCCGACACCCUCACUCCGCCUCUGGUGUCCGCGACAAUGGCACUCAGCUCGGGCGGCUGGGCUUCUCAAGCCCCGGUUCCUGCUUCGUCCCAGCAGGCUGUAUGCGGCGGGCCUAUGCUUGCGGCAUGCUGCAGCACUGUUUUAAUGUCAGUCCGGGUUUCGGUGUGCCAUUCCGGGAUCCGGCCCCUUUGCCUCCCCGGAGCAGGAAGCGAGGCUUUGCGCCUACAGCUCAGCAUGGACCCGAACCGGGCCGGAGAGUUCCGACUGGCGCUGCGAGAUACGAGCGGAAACCGCAGUGUGUUCAUAGCGGAGUUUGACCUGCGCUCGGUGCAGUAUGAGGUCAAAUCCCCUCGCUGCCAUGAGAUGCGCCUUGCUGCUCCGCCCCACGACUGCAUCCGCUUCAACUUCCGCUGUGACCGUGAAGCUGAGGAGUGGGCCACAGUGGUGAUGUCAUCACUAACAGAGGCACAUAGAGUUGCAAAUAUUGACACAUGUGAAUCAGAUGGCAGACACAACCACACAGAAGCAACCAUGGAGCAGUGGAGCUCAGCCUCGCUGCCGCUCACUGAGGAGCUAUGCUUGGAGCUUGCCAGGGCGAUUGAAGCAGGUGACACUCAAGCCGCAUCACAGCACGCGUCUGCUCUGGCUCGGCAUAAAGCAGUGCUCACAAUUCAACUGUCUGAAAAGAACUACGCAGACGGAGAGAUCAGUUUGUCUGUGGUAGUGGAGGAUGUUUCGUCGUCCUGUUGUGUCACAGUGAAAGUCUUUCCUUACAUGACUGUGGCCGCACUCAAGCAACAGGUGUUUCUGGAGUACGGCUUCCAUCCUCGCGUACAGCGCUGGGUGAUUGGUCAGUGUUUGUGCACCGAGCCAAGGUCACUGGCCUCCUACGGGGUGCAGAAAGACGGCGACACGGCGUACCUCUACCUGAUCUCUGCACGACAAGCCCGCAUUACUCGCCAGCUGUUCCAGCAGGACCUGGAGAGCGCCCUCCUCGCCCCACCUCUCCCCCCAGGCAACGGCCCCACCUCCCAGGACUGGAGGGGUUACAGCACCCUGCCCUCGAGGCUUCCUCACAACAACCAGGGGAGCACAGGUGGAGGAAGCGAUAGACCAGGUGACAUCAAAGAUGUCCUCGACAUUGAGCAUCUACAGCUGAAUGAUCAUACCAACAAAGCCAGUAAAACACAGCAGACAGAGUGGGCUUGUCCCUCAUGCACUUUCAUCAACAAGCCGUCCCGUCCAGGGUGCGAAAUCUGCGCCACGGCCAGACCUGACACACACAUCCAGCAGGAGAAAGGAAGGAGAGAGGAUCGAGGGGAGUCUGGUUUAAGCAGCAGCAGCUGACUGCCCAUCAUCGGUCGCCAUAUCGCACUCACUCACACACACAUACACGCACACAUGGAGUGAGGAUGCUAAAUCUGCAACGUACAUGUUGACAAAAUACUCACACAAAGACUGUCAAAUGCACUGAGAGUCCUCUGACAGCUGGUUGGCUGCUGAAGACUGCAGCGUUUGAAGCACUGUAGCAUGACACAGAGCUGCACAGGUCAAGGCUCAGAACUGCAAACGGAGAGCGUCAGCUUUGACCAGUUAGAUGGACAUAACCAUGACCUCUGAAUUUGGCCUGACCUACUUUGUUAUUUAUUUUACAGGGUGUGUAAACAACACAGAGGGCUUUAUAUUUAAUUUAGGGGAGAGAGACAUGAUGCGUGCUCUUUGCAUUUGCAGCAGAAGAUGAAGAAACGUUCAGUUUCUGCCAACUGUGAAGUGAGGGGAAAGGUGACGCCUUGUGCAGAACCCUGUUCUUUUUUGUUAGUGUGUCAUCUGUUGGUGCCAUAAACAAUGUUGGAAGCCAUGGCUGAGAAGGUGCGUCACGUUUACAGGGUUUGUCAAGUGCUUUUAUUUUUUUACAACAUUGUAUUAAGUGUAUUAUUUUUAACAAGAUGCAUUGAGUAAUUGAUGUACAUUUUAGCAGUUGAUCUAAUUUUACUCAAUUCUCUCUGAGCUGUGGCAGCAAUGGAAUGAUCAGUUUUAGUACAUAAUACUGUAAAAACUCGCAUUAGCUGAAUAAACAUAACGGCACUAAACAAA